Messenger RNA from Pelobates cultripes (western spadefoot toad), 8694 nucleotides. The record is from the annotation of a GenBank genome assembly. Lineage: Eukaryota; Metazoa; Chordata; Amphibia; Anura; Pelobatidae.
AUAGAACAACUAUAUUACACUGCUGAUUUCGAGCGUUCUAAGGUUUGUAUAAAUCAAUCUAGUGUUUGUGUGUCGAACGUACCUUUAUGGCAAUAUUUUCCAGAUUCUAUCCAAGUUUACCUCAAGUUCCAAAACAAUUAUCAAUGAUUAAAAAGGUACUAAGUGAAGAGGAUGAAUGUACCAAGCGCAUUAGGAUUAUUUAAGACAAAUUUUUACCUUUCAUGGGUUCUCAAAUUUAUAUUCAAGUGGGAGUGAAAUAAUUAAUAUAUAUGUUGUGCAAGCAGAAUAGCAAAUGUAUAUUUUUAAAACAUAUAUCAAAAUAAAAAAGGCCCCUAAUCUCAUGCGCCAACAAAAGCACAUACUGACUAUUUACUAACAGUAGAAGGAAAACCCUUCUUUGAACAUUGGGUCUUAAAUUAGUGUAACAGCGACAAUCUUGGCAUAAAGGGGGAGGUGAUAAAGCUGGAGAGGAGGUAAGUGCUGAAUUAAUAACUCCUAAAGCAAUAAAAUAUUUAAUGUAUCUUUACAAUCAUGACAGGUUUAGUUUAAAUUGUUGGGAAGGAGAUUCAAUAUACAAGUUACCAUUUGUAAUUACUCCAAGAUAAACAGACAUUUGGCAGAUUCAUUACUUUAAAUUAUUUUUAAUUAACAUAUUAAGCAUUUAACUCCUGAAUUAGCUCAAGUAAACAUACAUAUAAACAGAAAAAAAAAUAAUUGAAGUAAAUGGCCAACCAAUUUUAACUAUAAUUCUAACUUUAAUUAUCAUUAAUAGGAAUUAAUUGUAACCAUUACCAAUACGAUGCAUUUUGUAUAAAUAAUAUCCCUAAAGUAGUAAAAAGUCAACUUUACUGCGAGAACAGCUAGGCUUAUGACAUGUCAUACAAACAAAUUAUUGAGUCACUAUUUAUGGAAUUAAUCUUGGAAAUCCCAUUUUAAAUGAGAGUUAUAGGGCAUGUUUCUAUGGAGAGAAUAUGCAAAUACUGGUAAUAAAAUAAUUAUCUUCAAAGAUCCAAACAUGGGAGAAUGUUACAAAUGGCACAUUGUCCUAGCAUCACCUUAGUGACAAAAACCAUGAUACCCAAAGAACACAUUGUGCCCUAUUCUAAUGAAGAUGCUUAGCAAAAUAACAGAAUUUUCUUAAUAUCUAUAAAACAGUUUAAUUCUCAGUAAUUACAUGCGUAAACCUAAUUAUUCACAGAACAACUUUCUUGUUCACAUAAAAAAAAAAAAAAAGUACGGCUAAAAUAACACUGUGUAACUUUGUGGUAAAGGUAAGAAUUCCUUACAGGGCUACCAUCAGAGGGUUACAAUCGGUGUUUGUCUGUAUCUGUGUGUGUGUCAGUAUGUAUCAGCAUCUGUGUAUGUUUGUGCUUGUCUGCAAUUGUACAUCCCUGACAGUGAGUAUUAUUGUGUAUGUGUGUCUAUCUGUCUUGCGGUGUGUAACUACGUGUGUAUCUAUGACUGCAUAUUUGUGAGUGUGUAUAUUUGAGUAUGUCAGGAAUGCAUACCUGUGUGUGUCUUAUAAUAUAUAUCUCUGUGUCUGGAAUCAUGUGUGUUUUGGUGCAAGAGGCUGACAGAGUGUAUCGAAUGUCUUCCUGACAGCCACUAAAUGCAUUUUCUCCUCCAGACCGAGUAAAACUCGAUUUAGGAGUCAAUGCCGCUGAUAGCAGCAUUUGAUUAGAGGAGUGUGGCGUUUGGUCAUGCAUGCAUACCCCCAGCCCAUUGAUUCUUUAUGUGAAUCAAUGGAUUGGAGGAGAUUGCAAAGGCAUCAACAGGCAUGCAUCUUAGAAGGGUGCAAGCGACAUCAACAGAGGAGUCCUGGCACUGAAAACAAGGUAAAUAAUCAUUUUCUAACUUACUUUUCUAAAUGCAAAGGAGGAGGGCAGAUGAUAAUUACAAUCCUUAUUUCAGGACUACAGGUCAGAAGGGACCCUGUAGUCCUGAAAUAAUGAUUGUAAUUUCCUGUACUAUAGGAUACCUUUAAAUUUGUUUUGGUGCUUAGAGUGUCUCUUUAACCUCUCCUGGGCUAAGAAAAUACUCCAUAGACUAGAAUGAGAUGCUCCUUAUUAGAAUGUCUCUAACUGAAGCAGAAAGGUUCUGCUGAAAACUUCAGGAAGACUGACCAAACAGUGAUUCUCCUGGAAACUUUGAAGGUAAUUAUCUUUUCUUUUGUCUCUUAUUUUUCAUAGAUUUAUUUUUUGUUGCAAUUUUGCAAUGCAUUAUCUAUAUACUAUUUUACAGAAAUCGGGAUUCAACUUUACCUAUGUUUCUACCUCCUAGAUUCCACAAAACAUAAAUUAAGAAACAAAACAUGAUGAAUGGCCACAAUAAACUGUUCACUAUAUAAUGUUAUAAUUAAAGGGACACUCCAGACACUAACACAAUUUUUAUGAAUUGUAUCGUUUUUGCUGGCUACUGUAACUGGUGCAUAUUUUAAUCAUUCCUUUCCGGCUUUCCCAACCUUUAGUUUUUCUUCUAUAAGUCUGUCGUUCAUGUCAUCAAGGAGCACAUGAAACGUUUCUGUGAGUUGUGGUUCUGACAACAUCAUUCAUGUAAAAUGCUGGUAGCUGUAACUUGGUUGCUUUUGUACAUUUGUAGACAAUGCAUUCAAAAAAUAAUGGGUCCAUCUCAGCCUGGAGUGACCAUUUUAUUAUUAAACAACAGCAAAUAAUUUCUCAUCAGAAAUUCUUAUAGUGAUACAAAAUUGUCUAUAAAUAUUUCUGUUUUUUUCAAUUCUUGUUUUGACACUGUAGCUUAUAGUGACACAUACUGUGGGGGAGUUUGGAAUGGCUAUGUACAUUGCCGAUGCUGCGGGACAUGUCAUGGAAACUAUUACACCAGGAAAAAAGAAGAAAGGGCCUGCUCUAAAAUUUCAGGCCAGAGGAGGAUCAAAAAAAGGUAGGUUGCUAGGAGGAGCCUAAAAGGGGCAAUCGAUGCACACAAGGUAGAGCAUUACCCACUUUGGGAUAACAUUGAAAUCCAACAGGAGAAGGCUGGCAGAAUGGUCUGGGAGCAAUUGCACCCCGAGCACCUAGUUUAGAGAAGAUUGUGUGCACCUGCCUCACAGCACAAAAAUAAAAUAUAUUACGUAACUACAUUAUUUUUGUUAUAUUAACAUUGUGUUCAAAUUAUUGCAAAACUAGUUUAAAAAAAAAAAGGAUUGCAUUUAAUAUUAAGGUAGUGGAGUGUGGUGGGACCGUGGACUAGUGUGGUAUUAAUUUGGUCUAUUUGAUUAAUUGCAGGUAAUAUGUAGUUAGCCCUGACCUGUAAUCUAAUGUGAAAAAUCCUGCAAAUACACAAAAUUAAAAGGUCACAUAAAAUGUAAAAAACAAAAAAAAACGUAAAAACGAUAAGAUAUAUGUGCCAAGAAGAUGCAUGUUGUCAGUAGUUCAGAGUUUUAAAGUAACUGUUGCUGCCUAUAAACUUUAUCAAAGCAGGUGCUCAGGAACUCUGAACCUCAGACAAUAUCCCUAGGAGCACUGACCUCUCUCUUCUGCCCCUGUCAGCAUCUUAUGUUACAGAGAAAUAAGUAUAUCAUAUGGGCUCCCUUAGGGACUGCAACCUUCCUGCAAGGUAUGCAACAGAAUGGGUGAAGCAUUAGUGGGGAGUCCCAAACAUUAAUGCAUGAGUUCCCCACCAUCUUUUUGUGCCUCUGGUGGUGCCUGGCUCAUUAGACUAUAUGGAUUUUGUGGAAGAGAUCCUGUUAGAUAAUUAAACUGAUAUGACAUCUCGGUGUUUCCAAGUACACUAUAUGACAAUAUAUAGAUAUCCCUCCUAGAGUAGGCAGUCCUACUGUUUAAGAACGGUUUGCCAACUUUCAUGGGUCCUAAAGGGUGACCAUUUUUGCCUUCCCUGCUAAUCCUUGCCGUGCAAAGCUGACUCUUAGCUAAUGAUCAUGGCCGGUAUGUCUGGACUUUUUCGGCAGCAGAUGGUCUGGCAACAGAGGCCUAUUUAAGCUGGCAACUGUUCUUAAAUGGUAUGACUACUUACUAUGGUAGAGUGCCUGGGCACUCCAGACACCAUAACCACUACUAAAGAAGUCUACACUAGCCAGACUAUACUAAAAUAAUCUAUGUGUUUCAAAGUUAUAUUAAAGAUGCCGCAUUCUUUAGCCUGCUCCUUGAGUUGAAACAUGGUAGAAUCGCCAAACAUAAGAUCCAUUUAACACUUUUACAGUUAUCUACUUUUAUACAUAACUAAUAAUAGUGGCAUUCCUGUUUUUAGAGAAAAAAACAGAAGCAAAAGAAGAUGUUAAAGUAACAGGUAUGUUGACAAAAGAAGGGUGGGGUGGUUCUUCUAUAACAUUUGACCUAAUAUUCUGCAAAGAUGCAAAGAAAAUGCACUAAUAAUGUUUAAAUGGUAAUUUGUAUAAAAGUGGGGCACUAAGUAAAUGCGUAUUAUGAACAAAUUAAUUCUGUAGUUACUAAUGUUUCUGAAAACUCAUUCAACUGUAACAUUUCCAUGCACACAUAUUUGCUGGCAAUUUUUACAUAAUUAGAUUUUUUUAAAUAUAAUAUGAAAGAUACUUCGAUUUAGAAAUUGUGUAAGUAAAACUGCUACAAAAUUAUUGUGGAAUAUAAUCUCUGGCUGUCUGAUAGAAUUAUUCAUUAAAUGGCCCCAAGUGAGCUUAUUCACUAAACAAUGAACUGCGGAGAAUAGACAAAUAACUGCAAAGUAGCGGAAUCUGAAAAAAAACCUGCAACUCCGCUAUUUUAGCCAACAAUUUACAAUUCCCUUGUUGGUUCUCCUCAAUUCUCGAUUUAUUGGACAAACCCCAUCAUUUGCAUUGCUAAAGUUAGGAAAAAAGCAACAACUCUUCCCCAUAAACCAAUCACAUACACAAAAUACUCCUAGACCACAAGUUAUACUAACAAAAUAAUAAAGAGUUAAGAAAAACUAAUAAAGGAAACUGAUUUAAAAAAAUCUAAUUACACAGUCAAAAGUAAUAAAAACUGUCCAACGUGGCAAAAUUUACAAACAACCACUUGUAGGACUGUUUCAAAUGAGCCUAUAAGCAGCUGGCUAAACCACAUACCUCCCAACAUUUCAAAUGGACAAAGAACACUUUAACAUUACAGGUGUAUGUGAAGGUGUAACCAGAAGCAGGACUGUUCUGGGAAAUGUAGUGUGACUUACUAAUAAUAAUUUAUGCAACUAAAAUGUAAAUUAGAACAAGAACAGUGCAUCUUAUUCACACAGACUGAUUGCUAAGCACAUUAUUGUAGUUUAGACACGUCACUGUUAGUAUUAUAGCUGUGGAGCUCUGUUAUACACUCAGACACAUCAACAAUAUGGAGCUUCUAGAAAAGAGGGACAUUAGGAUAGAAAAGAGGGAUUUGGACUCAAAAUAGGUAAUGACCCUCCUAAGUAGGAAUACGUGGGAGGUAUGUAAACAGUUGCAGUCCUUCGUAUCUGUAUGAUCCUCUUACAAGGGUGUUUUCUGUGGAUUGAUCCAAUAUAAAACAAAUGUUUUCUUUUCUAUGUUGGCAGUGCAUCCCAGCACCUCAAAAGUCAAAGAGGAAGGAGAGUGCAAUGAAACGCACAGCGCGUUAUCUGGUAAAAAACAAGAAUUUGUACUCUUAAAAGGAAACUAUAGUGCCAGGAAAACAAACUUGUUAUACUGGCACUAUAGCUUCCCCCUUUGUCAAGGCCUCUCCCUCCUCCUCCCCCUCAUAGUGCAGAAGGGGUUAAUAACCAAUUCUGUCAGUUACCUGUGUCACUUAGAUGGGGAGACCUAAUGCGCAUGAGCGACAAUGGCCGCGCUCCUAUUAGGAUUUUCCCAUAUGAAAGCGUUAUUCAGUGCCACUGGAUAGCGUAGCGUGAGGAUGUCCAGCAUCAUUUAGGCAACCCAAAGUCGCCUUCGAGCCCGUAAGUCUGUCUAGUGGCUAUCUGGUAGACAGCCACUAAAGGAGGAGUUAACCCUAGGAGGUAAUUAUUGCAGGUUAUAAAAACUAUAAAAAUUACCACUCUGGGGUUAAGGGUGAUGGGACAUUGCACCCAGACCACUUCAAUAAGCUGAAGUGGUCUGGGUGCCUACAGUGUCCCUUUAAAUUGUAACAAGGUAGCAAUGCAUAUAGUAAGAAAAUCACCUCCUAGCUGUGUGUCCCACUCCUCAGUUCAGUGGUGGCAGAGAGUCGGCUUGUCUGGGCUUAUUUUCUCUCAAACAUUAUCUUUACACCAUUAUUGACCAUCAUAAAGGCUGUGAAGAAUUAGGCAUGCAUUAAUUAAGGUAGGAGCUUUGGAUAGCAGUCAGAUUUAUUGUCCAAUUGAUUGCAUCAUGUUUAUACUUAAAGGGACACUAUAGUUACCAGAACAACUACAGCUUUUUGUAUUUGGUCUGGUGAGUAUAGUGAUUCCCUUUAGGCUUUUUGCCGUAAACACUGUAUUUUAAGAGAAAAUGCAGUGUUUGCAUUACAGCCUAGUGAUAACUCCACUGGCCACUUAUCAGAUGAGAGUUGUUUCCUGGAGCAUUUCCAUUCAGUGUCUCCACCCUCUGCAUGCAGACACUGAACUUUCUUCAUAGAGAUACAUUGAUUCAAUGCAUCUUUAUGCCGGGAUGCUGAUUGGCCAGGACUGUAUUUGGCUUGUGCUGGCUUUGCCCCUGAUCUUCCUCCAUGAAAAGCUCAGCCAAUCCAUUGCUUUCCUAUGUAAAGCAUUAUGAUUGGCUCAAAACAACACUUCUGGUGAUGUCAGCCAAGCAGGCAGAUCAGGGGCAGAGGCAGCAGCAGCAGACUGGAAUAAAAGUAAGAUUUUGCUAUAUUUAGGGUGGUAAGGGGGGGGGGAGGCAGUGUCCCUUUAAGGCAUUUGGAUGCACUGCCAACAUGAGGAAUUUAAAUUAUUGUUUUUAUACUGGAUCAAUCAAAUGAUUAAAUCCUUGUUGGGGCUCAUAUGGAGGAGAAAGUCUGUGGCUAUCUGUUUAGCCUGCUGCUGACAAUAUCAUUUGAGACAGUCCAACAAGUGGUUGUUUAUGGAUGUUGCCAUUUCAGACGCUUUUCAUUACUUUGACUGUGCGAUUUGAUUUUGUGAUUAGUUUCCUUUUAUAUGUUUUUAUUUAUUUAUUGAAAUCUGAUGUGAACAUCAUAAAAGACAUUACAAAAAAAAUAUCAAUAGAUGUAUUCAUGUAGAAUGGACAGGCAGACUGACCUUCUGUCUUUUGUCUGUCUUCAUCCAAGAUCAUUAUUUUUACUUAUUUACUUUUAUCGCUAUUGCUGACUUGAUUUAAACUUUCUGUUAGCAGAUAUCAUAGAGCCACGUGUUGAACAGAUUAUUGCAAUAGAGGAGACUCCAGCUCCAGACGAAGUACCAAUUGUGGAAGAGCCAGAUGAUGACACAGAACAGCCUAUGCAUCCAAAAAAAGAUGGGCAUGCAUUGUAAUAUGUUACAUGUGAUUUAUGCAAGUAUACACAUACACAAAUAACAUUAAAUGAAGUUGUAAGCAGAUAUUGAUAUUUCAUCCUUCACAUCUGCUCUCAAAAAAAAUAAAUAACCUUCUGGAUUGUUCCACCCUGGAUUAAAUUGAUUACCCAAAUGUUUUGGGUCAAGUUUCUACAUAAUGUGUCAUGGGAAUGUUCUACAGUAAAUCAAACCAUUGUUUCAUAGAUGGUCAUAUUGGAAAUAUAUCACACACACCAAGGUUUUAACAAAAAAGAAAUCAUUCAGGGUUUCUAAGAAAAUAGCACAUGCCAUUUCUGGGAAGGAUGUCACUUGAAUUAGACAGAUUGCCCAGGACAUCUGAUAAGCUGAUGUGGUUGUUGUUUUCAUUAUUAUACUGUAUAUUAUGAUUGUAUUAUUAUAUUAUUUGAGAAGAGUUAUUUAAAUUCCUAAGUUACAUUCUUGGUCUAUCUUGGUUUAUUCAUAACUGGUUUUAAAGAAACACUCCAAGCACCAUAACUACUACAACUUGCUGUAGUUGUUAUGGUGCCCCAUUUUAGAACAUUUUGACUUCUUGCCUGGUAUCUGCCUGCGUGCAAACCCCAAUCUCUGCAACAUUCUGUGCUAAUCUCAGGGGUCAACUGAUCACUCUUAGCCAAUGAGCUAAGCCCUGCGCCACCAGCAUCCGGCUCUCUAUCAGAUGUUUUGAGUCAGGGAGCAAUGCCCAAAGUGAGAAAUCAGGUUGCUCCAACAUAGCAAGGGGGGUAGGGGAGAGUGCCAGGGCACUCGUGGAUGUAGUGAUUAUGCUGACUGCAGUGGUCGUGGUGUUUGGAGUGUUCCUUUAACCCAUUUUUAAUUUUGCCUUUAUGUAUCAGAAUAUUUCACGUGAACACUGAAAAAAGUAUCGGUAUUCACUGCUUGUAAUUUUGUAAUAUGUUAACUAACAUUUUAUCUGUUCAGGUUAUUCUUCACUUACUUAGAAGGUAUUAUUCAACAAAAAAUGGUGUUAGUAUGACAAAGAGCAAAUCAGGUUUUAAUAAAAAUGGCCCAUUUGGCAUAGGAAUCAAAGAAAAUCAGUAUAUAACAAAUAUACACCCUUAAUGGAGUAUAUGUUAAUCCAUGCAGUUUUCUCGAGGCAAAAAGAUACACUAUCAGCCUUAUGGGAUACACACUAUCUAAGCUACCUAGCCUUAGUUUUUAACUUUUAAUAUAUCAUGUGUGUAUAUAUAUAUUGAUAUAUAUAUAAUGUGUGUGUAUGUAUGCAAUUUUUCCAAAACCCCCAUCAAAAACAAACCCCACAGUUAUCCAAUAAACAUAUUUUCC